Molecule: messenger RNA, 1465 nt
Organism: Colossoma macropomum (tambaqui)
Lineage: Eukaryota; Metazoa; Chordata; Actinopteri; Characiformes; Serrasalmidae
Gene: naa30
Product: N-alpha-acetyltransferase 30, NatC catalytic subunit
Exons: 4
Coding region: 183-1286 (367 amino acids)
Biological process (GO): N-terminal peptidyl-methionine acetylation
Cellular component (GO): NatC complex
Molecular function (GO): protein-N-terminal amino-acid acetyltransferase activity
Source: RefSeq, a predicted model, not a curated record
UGUGGAGUAGGUUGAGUAAUGGCUAGAGGGGACACGAGAUAGCUCAACUUACAGAUAUUUGCUUAUUUUAUUAUUUUACCGUCACCAGAACUCAGGUGGGUAUUUGUCUCACUCGGCCUUUCCCUCGAGCGCUUGGUUUGGGCCCCCAUUCUUUUGUUUUCACAGUUACUGUAUGCAGUGGAAUGGCUGAAGUGCCGCCUGGGCCUAACGCGCUGUCUGCAUCCCCGGCCGAAAUUAUACCGCUGCCCGUGGACGGCUGUUCAUUCCUGGGGAACAAUGAAAAACUGGACCGCGGCCGAGGGGAUGUUAUAGCUCUGGGAACGGAACCGCAGCAAGCGACGGAGCCCAGAGGAAUAAUUAAGACGAAGCAGAACAACGUCCACCCGAACUCCUCGCUGACACAGCUGAACGGCGUAGGCGAACACACGGAGGAAGAGGAGGAGGAGGACGGCGAGCACUGCAGCCGCGUCUCCGUCUCCAACCACGUCCCACACCCGGCGCACAGGGCGGCAGUCUCGGAGCGUUUGGAUGGCGAGCGCUCGGCGAGCGUCUUAACGAACAACGAAUGCGAGAACCGCACAGUCCCGAACAACGAAGUCAGCACCGCGGCUAUCAGCGAAAACAGUUCGGAUGAACCGGAGUGUGACAACAGUACGUGUUCGGGGACUGUAAACAGCAGGACAGUCGGUAACUUGUCCCUCGCUGAGGCCGGAGGUGAGGGACAGGAAUUAGCGGCCGAUGAUGGCAGUAAAGGCCGGGCUGUUGAGGAAGAGGCCCCGGUGGCUCAGAUGGCAAACCUGUCACUGACGGAGGAGCAAACGGGCGAUAGCGCCAUCAGUUACGUGAGAUACGAGUCAGAGUUGCAAAUGCCAGAUAUUAUAAGGCUCAUAACUAAAGACUUGUCUGAACCUUAUUCGAUAUACACCUAUAGGUACUUCAUCCACAACUGGCCACAGCUCUGCUUUCUGGCUAUGGUGGAGAAAAACUGUGUCGGUGCCAUUGUGUGCAAGCUGGACAUGCACAAGAAGAUGUUCAGGCGGGGCUACAUUGCCAUGCUUGCUGUGGACUCCAAAUUUCGCAGGAAAGGCAUUGGUACUAACCUUGUUAAAAAGGCAAUCUAUGCCAUGGUGGAUGGGGACUGUGAUGAGGUGGUGCUGGAGACAGAAAUCACCAACAAAUCCGCCCUGAAACUUUAUGAGAACCUGGGCUUUGUCAGGGACAAGCGGCUCUUCAGAUACUAUUUAAAUGGAGUGGAUGCUCUGCGGCUCAAACUCUGGCUACGCUAAGUCUGACUGUGACCUCCUCAACUAUCCCUUUGGUCCUCUGUUCUCCUGUCCCUCUGCCCCAGCCCGGAAGAGCUGCGUUCUUUCAGUGAGUAUGGCGAGUCAGCCUCCAGCAAGCCACAACGAGGAGGCAGCCUCGCAUGAAAAACGAGCAAAAUGUAAUAAAGAGUUUUAAGUACCUU